Trypanosoma conorhini is the source of this 726-nucleotide messenger RNA. RefSeq names its product translocon-associated protein subunit beta. The record is from RefSeq and is a predicted model, not a curated record. The annotation marks the transcript as partial. Lineage: Eukaryota; Euglenozoa; Kinetoplastea; Trypanosomatida; Trypanosomatidae. Gene Ontology annotation, cellular component: endoplasmic reticulum. The transcript has a single exon.
GCGGGUCGUCUAUACCGUGUGCGCCGCAGUGCCGAAGAACGAUGUUUGAACUUCGUUUGGAUUGUUCUGCAAGAAACCAACAAAGGCAAAAUCAAGAAAGGAAAUAUGCAAGCCAUGCGGUGGGUGCUAGUUGUCUUUGCCCUACUAGCCGCCACAGCCGUGGGUUCCUUGGCGCAGUCCGAUGCGCUGCCGUUUCUCUUCGUCUCCAAGUCCGUCUCAGACGACUACGUGGUAGUUGGCAGCAGCGUGGAGUUUACUGUCACUGUCCACAACUACGGCCAGAGCCCCGCGAUGAAUGUCACAAUCACAGACCUGUUGGUGGACGGCACAACACGUACAAAGCGUGUAGACAUUCUCUCCUUUGGGGAGUCUGCUGUGCUCAAGUACACGGUUACACCGAAGGACCUCGGAAACUACGCCGUUGGCGUCGCUGAGGUGACAUAUUCCCUGCAGCAAGGGCGGCCGGCCACACAGACGGCAUACAGCAAUAUCAUCCGUGAGGGCAAUGCAUACUUCUUGGGGGAGAGCUACGACGACGAGAGUUUCCGUGGCGUUGUUUCGGUUGUGACGCGGGACCGCUACGAUCGUCUGCACAAGCGUUAUGCCCGUGAAAUUGUGGCGUACAGUCUUCUUUGUGUCAUUCCUGCGCUCUUUCCAUUUUUUGUGUACCGUGCAGAGCAGAGUCAGGUGGACCUGCUGAUUCGCCGCUCCAAACUCGCCAAGUGA